Molecule: messenger RNA, 2789 nt
Organism: Bemisia tabaci
Lineage: Eukaryota; Metazoa; Arthropoda; Insecta; Hemiptera; Aleyrodidae
Product: CWF19-like protein 2
Biological process (GO): mRNA splicing, via spliceosome
Cellular component (GO): post-mRNA release spliceosomal complex
Source: RefSeq, a predicted model, not a curated record
AUUGAUAACAGAUAGCAGCACCAGGGACUUACUCUAACCUCCCAUGAAGUAGGUAAACAAACUUUCAACCUCCUGAGUUUUCCUUUUCACUCUGCAGUUUCAGAUUAGUACCAUUUUUCUACUCGUUCUUGAAGUUCACCCAGUUUAUUAACUGAAUUUUUAGCUAGAAUGGGACACAAAAAAAAAUCCAAACACAAGAAGAAAAAGAAGAGACAUUCGUCAACUUCUUCCUCAAGUAGUACCAGUGCUGAAGAGUGGGUAGAAACUUCCUCCAAAAGUUCAUCCUCUGCCACAACUGCGUCUAACAGUACGAUAGCCGUUACUGGAGACUGUGCCACAAAACGUGAUGACUGGAUGUCCAUGCCUGGGUUUAUUCCGGUGGUAUCAAAGGAAAAAAUAAAUGAGGAAAGAAAUAGGGAGCGAAAGCUGAAGGAAUUGGAAGAAAAAGAUAAAAAAACUUACAAACCUGGAGAAAGUGACCGUGAGUUAAAUCCAUAUUGGAAAAAUGGAGGAACAGGUGUACCAGAAGAGGACAAAAAAUCUGCUGAGCCGAAAUUAACCAGUGUUGACGUUGGUGAUCGAGGACUAGAAUGGCUGCGAAAAGCACUGGUGCGGACACAAGAACAAGCAGAAGCGGAAGGGAGAAGUCUUGAAGAUGUAGCAGUAGAGAGAUGGGGGUCGUUAAACAAGUUAUACGAGCUGAUAGAAGAGGCAGAAAAGCAAAGUAAACGAAGUAAAUCUUCCAGAGGCCAGGAAGCAUCAAGAAGCUCAAGAAAAGGAGAUAGGAGUCAGCGUGGAGAAGACGAAAGGCACAGUAGAUCCCAUAGAAAACGCAAAAGCAGGUCUCGUGAUAGGAGACGUGAGUCCUCGGAUAGCAGUGAUGAAGGAUAUCACAGGAAGCACAAGUCCUCUAAAAAACGAAGUCAGGAAUACAGCUCUGACAGUAGUAACGAUGAUAGACUCAGCAAGAAUCGCGGUGGGAGUAAGUCUCGAGAGAAGCGACAAUGGGACCCAAGCUCUGAUAGUGAUAGUGAGGAUAAAUCUAAUAGAAAGCGAAGGAGUAGGAGUGGAUCAAGAGAAAGUAGAAGGAGAUACUCUGACAAAGCAAAAUAUCAUAAAGACAAGAGGAAAAGUGAUGACCAAUCAAAGAAGUUCCAAGCACCGAAAGAAGAUGAUGACUUUACCUUUGGCAGUCAUCCACAAAUUAAUAUUGGCAAAAGUUCGACGAUCCAUGGGCAAAGCAGACCAUCGUGGAGGAAAAGUGAUGCUAGUAAUAGAAAAUCGCUUGGACGGUCUCCCAGUAGAGAAUUACCUUCUGAACAGAAGACUAUUGUUAAAACAAGGGAGUCCCCUCCAACUACUCCCAUGUCGAGUGUCAGUGGAGAUCAAAAUCCUUCAGAAGAGACUAAAAUUCUCACCGAGAAUGAACUGGCAGCCAAAAUGAUGAAAGCAGAACUUAUAGGGAAUGAUGCCUUGGUGGCAAAAUUGAAGAAACAAUUGGAAGAGGCACGUCAGAAAAACAAAGCAGGAGGCAGCCAGGCAUCCCGCAGCCGAGCAACUGAGGAGGUUGUUGUUCUGACCUCCACAGACAAAAGAGGUUUCACAAAACCUUUAUCUUCCUCAGAAAAUCCCUAUGGAGACGGCCGUGGUAAGAAAAGAAAGGAAAAGGUUUCUACUCAUCAAGCUGGUAAACGUGAGAGAUACUUUGCUGAUGAUGAUAAAUAUACCCUUCAAAAUAUGUUUGAACGGGAGAAACUAGACACAGUCGAGGAUUCUAAUGCUCUUUUCGCCAAGCUUGCUUUUAAGAGUAAAAUUGGGGAGGAUGAUGGAGCUUUUGAUAUGGAGGAUGUUUUCAUGGAGCAAGCGUCUCGUAAAGACUCAAACCAAAAACUUGAAGAGAAGCAGCGGAGUCAGGCUAUUGCAAAACAUAAACAAACUCAAAGAGUUCUCGAGAGCUGCAUCCAUUGCUUAGAAAGCGAGAAAAUGCUGAAACACACCAUCAUUGAUAUUGGUAACAAAUGUUACCUGUGUGUUCCAUCUUUUCGAUCCUUGUCAGAGGGCCAUUGCUUAAUUGUUCCCUCCUACCAUGUUGCCUGCGCCACGCAGUUGGAUGAAGAAGUUUGGGAAGAAAUGCAGAACUAUCGCAAAAAGCUUACAAAACUCUUUCUCUCGCAAGAUGAGGAUGUUGUGUUCUUCGAGACUGCAAUGGGUUUCAGCCAUCUACCUCACAUGGUGUUGCACUGCGUCCCCAUGCAAAAGGAAAUCGGCGAUAUGGCACCUAUCUAUUUCAAGAAAGCCAUUUUGGAGAGUGAGACGGAAUGGGCCCAGAACAAGAAAGUGGUUGAUCUGUCACAAAAAAGUGUUCGACGUGCGAUUCCUAAGGGUCUUCCUUACUUCGCUGUCGAUUUUGGAUUGCAGGGUGGCUUUGCACACGUAAUUGAAGAUGAGAAAUUAUGGCCACGCAACUUUGCACAGAAUAUAAUUGGAGGAAUGUUAGAUCUGGACCACACCAUCUGGCGCAAAGAGCGACCCGAAAAUUUUGAAGAUAUCAGACGAAAAGUUGUAGCUUUUACUAAAUUGUGGCGUGACUUUUCCAAGGAAGAAAAGAGCUAAAUAUUAAAUCCAGGGGAUGAUUCAUUUCUUGACCAGAAAAAUCAGCGGAUUUUCUUGUAAAAACUGAUCAAUUCUAUUUGUAAAUAUGUAUUUUCACGGUCUGUAUAUUUGUUGCUUUAUAUGUAAAAAUGAUGUUUGCAACUCUGAAAACAGAAUCCAAAACAGUUUUUUAAAUA